AGUGGGUGUGUGAGCGCGUUCGCUGGCGGCGGUCAGUCACGGCGCGCUACCUCGACACAACGCGACGCAGCUUCAGCAGAGCGGACGCACGCAGCCGCAGCAGCCGCAGCCGCCGCCGCCGACGCCUCUGAAGUUUGUCCCUGCUCCGAGCGCGCGGCGCUCAGAAUCCGCGCACGCGGUGUAGGGAGGCGGCGUGGGGGGGGGGGGGGGAUCUCUGCUCAAGCCGUGUGCCACAACCACCACCACAACAACAACUUCAACAACAACAACAACAACGCGGGUUCCGCGUGCCCACCUGCGCUGCGGCGUGAAGCCCAGGCCAAUCCUCAUCCUCCUCCUCCUCGUGUCGUUGGAGGACUCCACGCGAGGCAUCACCCCGAUGCUGUAAACAGACGCCCAUGUAUCAAAAAGGCAAGUGGCGCCUGCGUUGGGGGCGAGAAGCACUUAAGCGAGGCAACAAUUUCACACGUCUCAUUUUGAUUGCCGUUGUUGUUGUUAUUGUGAUAAUUAAUUAGGUCACAGCGGGGUUAAUCAGCUGGGCGGAAUGUUCGUGAACGGACGUCCGCUGCCGGACUCCACGCGGCACCGGAUCAUCGAAUUGGCUCACAGUGGGGCCAGGCCCUGUGACAUCUCCCGCCUCCUGCAGGUCUCCAACGGCUGUGUGAGCAAGAUCCUGGGCCGCUACUACGAGACGGGCUCCAUCCGCCCACGCGCCAUCGGCGGCAGCAAGCCGCGCGUCGCCACGCCCGCGGUGGUCGGCCGCAUCGCCGCCCUCAAGAGGGACUGCCCCUCGAUAUUCGCGUGGGAGAUCCGCGACCGCCUACUCGCCGACGGCGCGUGCGGACCCGACACGCUGCCCAGCGUGUCGUCCAUCAACCGGGUGCUGCGCAACAUCUCCAGCGACAAGCAGCACCACCACCACCACCUCCUGCUCGCCGCCGGGGGCGGCCUGCACGAUGCGGGCCUCCACCCGUGCCCAGACAGCGCAGGGGGCAAGGCGUGGGGGGGCCCCCUCGCCUCCUCCUCCUCCUCGGCUCCUCACCCGCCGGGCCACGGCGACGCCGCGGGGCCGCUGCUCGGCGGCCCCGCCGCGGGCCCCUGGGCCUCCAAGCUCGGCUGGGUCGCCUGCGGCAGCGCCUCUGCCGCUGCUGGGGACGGCGCCUUCGAGCUGGAGGGGUGUGACUACCGCGAGGUGGGCGGGGGUGGCAGCACCGCGUCCUCCGCCGACGACUCCGACGACGUCCAGAUGAGGCUCCAGCUCAAGCGGAAGCUGCAGCGCAACCGCACCUCGUUCACCCACCAGCAGAUACAGGCGCUGGAGAAAGAAUUCGAGCGGACGCACUAUCCCGACGUGUUCGCCCGCGAGAGGUUGGCUUCGAAAAUCGACCUCCCGGAGGCGAGGAUACAGGUGUGGUUCUCGAACCGCCGCGCCAAGUGGCGUCGCGAGGAGAAGAUGCGGCACCAGAGGCGGCAGCUGGCCGGCGGGGACGCGGGGGACCCCAGCCAGGGCACCAACGCCCAGGGGGCCUACGGCGUCUCCUUCCAGCACCACCACUCGCACGCGCAACAAGGUCAGAUGCUGAGCCCGGUAGAGUCGGUGAGCAUCCCCGGUGCCUAUGGAGCCAUGGGCCCCAUGCCCAGCUACCCGGGCGGUGGGCUACCCAGCCAGCCGACGUCCACCAAUCAGACGCAGGCUUUCUCGUGCAUGGUGUCGUCCAAUCCGAUGCGAGGGUUCGAAGCGUACUCAAACAAUCAGCCGUCACCGCACGUGGGCAGCCAGCCAAUGGGAGCGACCAACACUGGAUCCACAGGGAUGCUGUCACUGGGCCUCUCCUUCCCACUCUCCAUCCCGAGUGGAGACCAGGAGCUCGCACACUACUGGUCCAGGCUCCAGUAGGCCCCGGCGAGAUUUUCUUCGACACGGCUUUUUGGUCAUCCCCCCCACCCCGCGCUCCCCUCUCCCCCUCGCCUCUGAAACGAAGCACACGUGCGCGCGCCACGUGCGCCACGCCACGUGCAUCACGUGCGU
This is a messenger RNA of Petromyzon marinus (sea lamprey), 2029 nucleotides long. The record is from RefSeq and is a predicted model, not a curated record. Lineage: Eukaryota; Metazoa; Chordata; Hyperoartia; Petromyzontiformes; Petromyzontidae.